Molecule: messenger RNA, 2481 nt
Organism: Danio aesculapii
Lineage: Eukaryota; Metazoa; Chordata; Actinopteri; Cypriniformes; Danionidae
Product: gastrula zinc finger protein XlCGF57.1
Exons: 4
Coding region: 87-1949 (620 amino acids)
Biological process (GO): regulation of transcription by RNA polymerase II
Cellular component (GO): nucleus
Molecular function (GO): RNA polymerase II cis-regulatory region sequence-specific DNA binding; DNA-binding transcription activator activity, RNA polymerase II-specific
Source: RefSeq, a predicted model, not a curated record
AAGACGCAAAGAGAGCGAGCAUGGAACGAAGAUUGCAUUAUUGUUUUGAAAUUAUCAUGACCUGAGCUACUGAAAACAACAGAAUAAUGUCCUCUCUGGAAUAUAAGGUGGCAUCUGUUCUGGAGACACUUGUACAUUCAACGGUAAAUGAAAUGAGUGCAAUUCUGACGCAAACUACUACAGACGAGUCUGUCAGCGCGGAGUUUACAGACCAGCUGAACUGUGUGUUGGAACAUAACGCAAAAGAAGCUGUGAAGAAAAUAUGCCAGAUUUUCUCUGCACACCUGCAUCCUGAUAUGAGUCCGAGUGCACAAGAAACAAGACCAAAGCAAGUUGAGAAAUGGCAAAAAGCUCAUCUGGAAGUAACUGACCUACCAGAUAUUGAUCUCCACAGAAGUCAGUCCACUGACCAGCUAUCACUCGUCUCUGCUGAUAAAAUUGCUGUUGUUGUGAGCUGGAAUGGGGAGGAGGUCAUACACACCAAGCAUGUGAAAACACCUACCAAAAUACAGAAGAUGGUGAUUCUUGAGGACGAAACAUUAGUAGAUUGUUCAGAAAGUGGCAACCAUCCUCAAUUUGUGCUGCUGCAGGACAGUGAUUCUGUGGAAGAAGAGCAAAAUACUAAUUCCCCAGAGACUCAGGAUGGUAUAGAAGAAUCUGUAAGUUCAAAAAGCACCGAUGCGCAGUCGAGCCGUCGGAAGAAAGAUAAACCGUUCAGCUGUAAACACUGUAAAAGUACAUUCGAGUCGCUUAUUCUGCUGAAAGCCCAUCAGGUCGUUCAUAUCAAAUCAGAAAAGGCCUUCAUCUGCUUGCAGUGUGGUCGACGCUUCGGCAGUAAAGACACGUUGGAUGUGCACUAUCAACUUCACACCGACAACAGCCCUUAUGUUUGCAUUAAGUGCGGCAAGAUCUUCACUGAGCACAAACAGCUGCAGAGUCACCAGAGGGUUCAUAACGAAGACCGGACUUUUACCUGUAAAGUCUGCGGGAAGGCUUUUAAUCAAGCUUACGGUCUCCGGAAACAUCUUGUCGUGCACUCCACAGAGAAGCGGCAUAAAUGUGACGUCUGUGAGAAGAGCUUCCACUUUCGGAACAAUCUACUUCGCCACCAGAGAAUCCAUACAGGCGAGAAGCCGUUCACCUGCCAGACGUGCGGGCGAAGUUUCAACCAACUCGACACGCUGAAGGCGCACAAGCUAACGCAUACUGGCGAGAGACCGUACAAGUGCAAAAUGUGCAAUAAGGGCUUUGUGCAGAAGCAGAUUCUCCGGUUGCAUGAAGGAGAGCAUGAGGGAGAAGGUGGAUACAGCUGCUUUAUAUGUAAUAUGCUUGUGGGAUGCAAAGAUUCCCUACAAACACACUUAGCCGUCCACGAGGGACAGAUUCCAGUUGUCUGUUUGGUGUGCGGAGAGAGCAUUGUGUCCACCUUGAAAUCUCACCAACACAAUGCCUUGAAAACUCAGCAAUACAAGGCCGUGAAACUUCGCCAACAUAAUGAAUUGACAUCACGGCAACGCAAACACACCAUCACUACCAAAUUCAGCUGUAGUCUGUGUGGUAAGUUCUGUCAGAGUUUUGCCGGGUUAAACCUUCACAAGAUGAUUCAUACAGGAGAAAAGCCAUACAGCUGCUCAGAGUGUGGGAAGCCUUUCCGGCAGAAGAACAGCCUUAAGGCUCACCAGACCUUACAUACCGGCGAAAGACCUUUUAAUUGUGUGAAGUGCGGAAAAAGCUUUCACACUUUGGCAAAUCUCCGUCGACAUGAGCGCAUACACACUGGAGAAAAGCCGUUCAAGUGUGGCAUAUGCGAGCGGGAGUUUAACCAGUCCAAUUCACUCAAAGCUCACAUGCACAUUCACACAGGGGAAAAGCAAUACAUGUGUGAUAAAUGCGGGAAGAGCUUUGCUUAUCUAAGAAAUCUGAAGUCCCAUAAAUGUUUGCAGGUUUAAAAGGUUUGUUAAGGUGAAAUUAAAAAAAAUUGUGAUUGGUUUUUUGGUCAUUGAAAUGGUGUUUUCAGAAUAAUGUCAAUGUGCUCCAUUGACUUUCAUUGUAUUAACAAACAAUUAAACGUUUGCUUGCCACAAAAAGAAAUAACACCAUACAUAUUUCAGCAAUCGAUGACUUAAAUCUGUUCUUUGAAAUUCUGUCAUCACCCAAAGGUCGUUUAAAUCCAAAUGUAUUGCAUUCAGUAUUCAGUUUGGGCUUGUCACAUAUAAACAUUGAUCAGAGAUACAUACACAGGAAUUGAAUUGAAGAAGUGAGAAUAAGCCCCAUUGUUUUUUGUAGAAGCAGCAUGGCAUGCAAGACUGAAACUCGUUGGUUUUAGUUUGGUUGAGCUUCCAUGAGCAUAUUUGAAUGCUGUAAACAUUAUGAACCUUUUAAUGUUCAUAUCAAAUGCGGUGUAAAUUACAUUUGUUAUCUUCUUAAGUGAAAGUAUGUUAAGAAGACUUGGAUUAUACCUCAAUCCAUACUAAUUUAUUU